Musca vetustissima is the source of this 3641-nucleotide messenger RNA. RefSeq names its product rab GTPase-activating protein 1-like (gene GAPcenA). The transcript has 10 exons. Lineage: Eukaryota; Metazoa; Arthropoda; Insecta; Diptera; Muscidae. The record is from RefSeq and is a predicted model, not a curated record. The coding region runs from base 3 to 3641 and encodes 1212 amino acids.
ACAUGGAUGACAAUUUAAGCACAAAAUCUUCCGAAUCAUCUAUUACAACCAGUGGAGAAUAUGAAAUUGUUACCGAUAGUAAUGUAACAUCACCAUUGGAGCAGCCAUCAUUGGAUAUUGCCAAUAAUCGUAAUAUUUCCGAUAUACAAAAUGCCAUGACGGAUGCAUUAAAAGAAUUGGAAUUGGAUAAAUCGGUUGAGGGUGGCUCGAGCGGAACCGCAGCGGCAGCAGCAAUUAGCGCUAAACAAAAAUCAUUAACACUACCCCUAACGGGUACAACAAGUCCCGCGUUAAUGGUACCUCAGCAAUUGGAUAAAUCUCAAGAUAAUGCCACAAUGAAAACAAAAGCAUUGGUCAAUCAUUUGAGUGGUGGUGGUGUUGGUGGAAAUAAUGCCACCAGCAGCAGUACACCAACACCUAAGAGUGAGGAUUCUACAUCGGAUUUGAAUCGUGUGGGGCAAUCGGUAUUCUAUGAUUGUACAGAUGCUUUGGGUGAAAGGGUAAAAGGUGAUGGUGCCGAUUUGGAUGAGAAACAGGAUAUUAUGAAACCCGAAAAGAAUGAUACCGACGAUGAUAUUUCAGAAAUUGAUCAAGGCUGUACCAUUUUUUCGGGUGUUACAUAUUUGGGUGCAGCCAACAUCAAUGCACCCAAAUCGGAAACGGAUGUUUAUCGCAUCAUGAGCGAACUAAAUAGUGGCACUUCGACUGAUGGCCUUAAAAUAUCCAUUAGCAUUCCGAAUUGUUCGGAUGGUUUGGUUGUUCUACAUGAUGCCGAAACAAAUUCCAUCAUACAAACCUAUGAAGUACAAAGUAUAAUUCUAUAUUUUCGUGGUCCGAUUGAAACUGUCGAACAUGGAUGUUUUGCUUUUACCUGGUUGCAUGGUGAAUCGUUGUUUCAGUGUCAUGUCUUUCGUUGCCAUAUACCGGAAGCCGUUAAUCAAGUUAGUGCUUGCUUCCAAAAAGCUUUCCAAACCUAUCCGCCCAGCAUGACCUGUAGUCUGAUCUCGGCCACCGAAAAUAAUAUGAUGAAUUCCAUUACUUCCGAUAUAAGUGGUAAUCCUUUGAAUACGGCCGGUUAUGAAUUCCAUGUAUCACUUGAAAUAAGAGAAAAAGUCGCUAAAAACUCAUAUGCUCCGGUACCACGAGAUCGUGGUACAUUUAAGCUACGAGCUAAUACAGAUAAAGAAGUUUAUAUAACAGUAAAGCAGACACCGUCGACGGUAUUGCAGCCUCUAUUUAUAGAUCGAUGUUUUGGGGUACUUUUAAGUCCCGGCAAAUUGGUGAGACAAGCUGAUAUGCGUUUAAUCGAUAUGAUCUCUAUGGGUUAUGUACAGCAGCAACCGGCCUCCUCGAAUAACAGCAGUGGUGGUGGUGCUGGCGAUGCUCCUCCACCAAUUACACCUUUGUGUUUAAAUCCCUAUCACAUACAAGCCGAAUGGAAGGCAAGCGAAAAGGCAUUUGAUCAACUAAAUGUUGAGACUUCGAAAACGUUUCUAACUGUGGCCGUUGACAUUGUUAUGCGUGGCAUACAAGAGCCCGUGCGAUUUGUUAUUGAGACACCCGUUCAAAUACAGUCAGCCGGGGAGUUACGUAUUAUGGAUCAUUUCAUCUCCAAACGUCCCAUGACAUUACGUUUCUAUUUACACUUAAAACGUACAACGGAUGAAUUUAGCUGGAAAGUAAGCUCUAUUGAUCCCGCCGAAGAAAUCGUCGAACAGCCCCAGCAAAGUUCUUCUUCAUCUUCGUAUUUAUUGAAAAUUGGCAUGAAUAAUUUAUCGCGUAUUGUUCGUUCUUCGUCGAUAGCAUCGAUUGAAGAUGAUUGUCCUACCGAUUCGGAAGAUAUGUCGGAUGGUGAUGAACCAUUGCUAAGCGGUACCGGUGAAGUACCAAGAGAUUGUCCUCAAGAUACACUUGAUGAAUGGGAUCCAGUUCUCAGGGAAUGGGAUGGUGAGAAGAGACCUAAAAAUUUGCCACCACUAGUUAGAUUGGGUAUACCCGAAGCUAUGCGUGAAAUGAUAUGGAAAAAACUGGCUGGCAUUGAAUCGAAAACUGAAAUGCUUGAUAUGUAUAAGAUUUUAAUCACCAAAGAAACCAAAUGUGAGACUGUUAUACUACGUGAUAUACAUAGGACAUUUCCAGCUCACAAAUGUUUCAGGGAGACAGGAGGAUCUGGUCAAGACGCCCUCUUCAAAGUAUCCAAAGCCUAUGCUGUGUAUGACAGCGAAGUUGGCUAUUGUCAGGGUUUGAGUUUUAUUGCCGCCAGUUUACUUUUGCACAUGCCCGAAGAGGAUGCUUUUUGUGUAUUGGUGACAUUAAUGUACGAUUAUGGUUUGCGCGAUCUAUACAAGCAAGGCUUUGAAGCGCUAUAUUUACGACACUAUCAACUGGAACGUUUGAUCAAAGAUCAAUUACCCAAAUUACAUGAACAUUUUGUAAAUUGUGGCAUAGAGACGCAUAUGUACGCAUCCCAAUGGUUCCUCACACUAUUCACUGCACGCUUCCCAUUGUGCUUUGUAUUUCAUGUACUCGAUGUAUUUCUAUUGGAUGGCAUUAAUGUUCUAUUUCAAGUUGCCCUGACCCUGUUAUCGAUAUGUGAAAAUGAUCUGCGGCAAUUGGAUUUCGAGGGCAUAUUGAAAUAUUUCCGCGUUACAUUACCGAAAAAAUGUCGUAGCCCCAGUCAGGCACGGCGUAUUAUGAAAAUUGCAUGUGAACGUAAAAUUAAAAAAUUAAAAAUAUACGAAGAUGAAUUUAAGCUACAGAAACAAGAUAAGGAACGUUUAGAGAAGGAGUCACAAUUGUAUGAGAAUCGUUUCGGUGCCGAAAGGCGUAAAUUACAAAGUGAAAUAAAUGAGUUACAACAGAAAUUGGCCGAGGCCAAUGAACGUGCCAUUGAACGGGAAAAGAAACACACAAAUAUUAUACAGGAUUAUAAACAGAUAAUACAGCGGCUGGAACAGGAUAUGACCACGAUGAAUGAGACAUUGGGUAAUUUAAUGAGCACCGUUGCCAAAUGUGAAAAUUGUUCCAAACACAUUGAAAAGGAUAUACACGCCAAUAACGCUAUAAAUCCCACAAUGUCGUCCAGCACCAGUAACGACAAUCGAUCGCCAACAACAAAUAUGAAUACAAAUGCAAAUGAGGCCACAUUGGGGCCAUUGGAUCCACUUAAUGCAGCUCUACAGCAUAUACGUGAACUAGAAUUGGAAUUGGCACAAGCCAAGCUGGCUCAAGUUGAAGCCGAAUGUAAAAAUCAAGAUUUAAAUCAUCAACUCAGUACGACAAUUACCGAGAUGCAAUCGAAUCGUAACAGUUGGCAGCCAUGGUUUUCGAAGACAUUAAAUACUCUGCAGGAGAAGGUGACGCCACGUAAUAAUCGUGAACAGCAAGCUUCGUUUCAAUCGUAUAUGUCCUCGGCUACGGGUAGUGAAACAAAUUCACCCUCUGGACAUCAGGAAUUCAAGGCAUUCUCUGUGAGUAAUUCACCCAAGCUACCAUCAAAAUUCCAGGCGGCUCGUUUGCGCAACAGUAUUGAUAGUUUACGUAAUAUAAUGGUGGUACCAUUGGAAAAUACUGGGAAACAUCUCUUGAACGAGACAUUAAAACAGCAACAACCACAAGCGCAAACUCAACAACUACAGUAA